AUGUUUGGUACCAAAGGAUCAGCUGAGGGACAGUUUAAUAAUCCAGUAGAUAUUGCUAUUGAUAGACGAGGGUUAGUUUAUGUCAGUGAUACUAACAAUCAUCGUAUCCAGAUAUUUACUUCUGAGGGGACUGUUUAUAUCCAGUUUGGCACCAAAGGAUCUGGUCCUGGACAACUUAGUUAUCCAUUAGGGAUUGUAAUAGAUGAUAACAAUAUAAUGUACAUUACAGAGUGGGAUUCAGAGAUGUCUAUGGAUGGGAAAUCCAUUAAAUCAAUUGGUAAACAAGGUAGUGGACCAUUAGAAUUUAGACUACCUGAUAGUAUCACCAUUUCUCCUAUAACUGGACAUAUUUAUAUUGCAGAUUAUGAUAACCAUCGUAUACAAGUCUUAAAUCCUGAUCUAAUUUUCUCCCACAUGUUUGGUACCAAAGGAUCAGCCGAGGGACAGUUUAAUAAUCCAAUAGAUAUUGCUAUUGAUAGACGAGGGUUAGUGUAUGUGACUGACUUCAACAAUCAUCGUAUCCAGACAUUCACUUCUGAGGGACUGUUUUUAUCUCAGUUUGGCACCAAAGGAUCUGGUCCUGGACAACUUAGUUAUCCAUUAGGGAUUGUAAUAGAUGAUAACAAUCUAAUGUACAUUACAGAGCGAGAUAAUCAUCGUAUUUCUAUCUUCACUACUGAUGGUCUCUUUAUACGUUCUUUUGGAGGACAAGGUAGCAGUGUGGAGAAACCAGUACCUAGUACAUCCUCCUCUACAGUUCUCAAGAAACUAGAGGAACAGCUCACCUGUGCUAUAUGUCUUGACCUCUAUACUAACCCUAAGACUUUACCAUGUCUCCAUUCUUUCUGCCAACAAUGUGUGGAGGGUCUACCACUAGAUCCUCAGGAGAUAACUACUUCAUCUCUUGUCCCACUUGUCGUCAUUGUACCUCUCUUACCUCAACCAACAAGAAGAUGUGAUGGUUGUCAUCUCCUUGGAGCUACUGUUGGUUUGUUGUCACAGCAGCUGUUCCUCUAA
This is a messenger RNA of Gigantopelta aegis, 1017 nucleotides long. Its product is annotated as RING finger protein nhl-1-like. The record is from RefSeq and is a predicted model, not a curated record. Gene Ontology annotation, molecular function: ubiquitin protein ligase activity; protein binding. Lineage: Eukaryota; Metazoa; Mollusca; Gastropoda; Neomphalida; Peltospiridae. Gene Ontology annotation, biological process: proteasome-mediated ubiquitin-dependent protein catabolic process; protein polyubiquitination.